This is a messenger RNA of Propithecus coquereli (Coquerel's sifaka), 3206 nucleotides long. It is a transcript of the gene PITRM1, whose product is annotated as pitrilysin metallopeptidase 1. Gene Ontology annotation, molecular function: metal ion binding. The transcript is spliced from 25 exons. The record is from RefSeq and is a predicted model, not a curated record. Gene Ontology annotation, cellular component: mitochondrial matrix. Gene Ontology annotation, biological process: protein processing. Lineage: Eukaryota; Metazoa; Chordata; Mammalia; Primates; Indriidae. The annotation marks the transcript as partial.
CUAACCGCAGUCAAGCUGAGCCAUGACAACACAGGAGCGAGGUACCUGCACCUGGCCAGAGAAGACACGAAUAACUUGUUCAGUGUGCAAUUCCGCACGACCCCGAUGGAUAGCACGGGGGUUCCGCACAUUCUGGAGCACACGGUGCUCUGUGGCUCUCAGAAGUACCCGUGCAGAGAUCCUUUCUUCAAAAUGUUGAACAGGUCCUUGUCCACUUUUAUGAACGCCUUCACAGCCAGUGAUUACACUCUGUAUCCGUUUUCCACACAAAAUCCCAGGGAUUUUCAGAAUCUGCUCUCGGUGUACUUGGAUGCGGUCUUUUUCCCACGUUUGCGGGAACUGGAUUUCUGGCAGGAAGGAUGGCGACUCGAACAUGAGAAUCCCAGUGACCCCCAGACCCCCCUGAUCUUCAAAGGAGUUGUCUUUAAUGAGAUGAAGGGAGCAUUUACAGACAACGAGAGGAUAUUCUCACAGCACCUUCAGAACAGACUGCUUCCUGACCACACGUACUCGGUGGUCUCCGGAGGCGAUCCGCUGUGCAUCCCGGAGCUCACCUGGGAACAGCUGAAGCAGUUUCACGCCACUCACUAUCACCCGAGUAACGCUAGGUUCUUCACUUACGGUAAUUUUCCGUUAGAACAGCAUCUGAAACAAAUUCAUGAGGAAGCACUGAACAAGUUUCAGAAAAUUGAACCAAGUACCUCGGUGCCCGCUCAGAAGCCGUGGGAGAAGCCCAGGGAAUUCCAGAUAACGUGUGGCCCGGACUCGUUUGCUACCGAUCCCUUUAAGCAGACGACGGUCAGCGUUAGCUUCCUCUUACCAGAUAUCACUGACACGUUCGAGGCCUUCACGUUGAGUCUCCUGUCUUCACUCUUGAUUGCUGGGCCCAAUUCCCCCUUCUACAAAGCCUUGAUCGAAUCUGGGCUUGGCACAGACUUUUCUCCUGACGUUGGAUAUAACGGCUACACCAGGGAGGCCUACUUCAGUGUCGGCCUCCAGGGCAUUGCGGAGCAAGACACUGAGACCGUCAGGACGCUCGUAGACAGAACGGUGGACGAAGUCAUUGAGAAAGGAUUUGAAGAUGAUCGGAUUGAAGCUUUACUUCACAAACUGGAAAUACAAAUGAAGCAUCAGUCCACCAGCUUUGGGCUUACCCUCACAUCAUACAUAGCCUCCUGCUGGAAUCACGACGGAGACCCCGUGGAGCUCCUGCAGUUGGGAGGUUUCUUGGUUAAAUUCAGGCAGUGCCUGAAGGACAAUCCCAAAUUUCUGCAAGAAAAAGUAAAGCAGUAUUUUAAGGAUAACCAGCAUAAGCUGACUUUGUCGAUGAAACCAGAUGACAAGUAUCAUGAGAAACAAGCACAAAUGGAAGCAGAAAAGCUAAAGCAAAUGGUCGGUUCUCUCUCCCCGAAAGACAAGCAGCUGAUCUAUGAGAAAGGUCUGGAGUUACGGACUGAGCAGAGCAAGCCCCAGGAUGCCUCCUGCCUGCCGGCGCUGAAAGUUUCCGAUAUCGAGCCCACCAUGCCUGUCACGGAGCUGCACGUGGUCCUGGCAGGCGGAGACACCCCUGUCCAGUACUGCGCGCAGCCCACCAACGGCGUGGUCUACUUCCGGGCCUUCUGCAGCCUGGACACGCUUCCCGAGGAGCUGAGGCCCUACGUGCCCCUCUUCUGCAGUGUCCUCACCAAGAUGGGCUGUGGCGUCCUUGACUACAGAGAACAGGCUCAGCAGAUAGAGCUGAAGACGGGGGGGAUGACCGUGUCCCCCCACGUGCUCCCCGACGACUCCCAUCUGGACACGUACGAGCAGGGUGUGCUCUUUUCAUCUCUCUGCCUGGAGCGAAACCUACCAGACAUGAUGCAUCUAUGGACUGAAAUUUUUAACAACCCGCGCUUUGAGGAGGAGGAGCGCUUCCGAGUGCUGGUCAGGAUGACUGCUCAGGAGCUCUCAAAUGGGAUCCCAGACUCCGGGCACCUCUACGCGUCCAUCCGAGCGAGCAGGACCCUCACGCCCGCGGGGGACUUGCAGGAGACCUUCGGCGGCAUGGAUCAGGUGAGGCUGAUGAAGAGCGUUGCGGAAAUGGCAGACGUCACGCCCGUCCUGAGGAAGCUCCCGCGUAUCAAGGAGCAUCUGCUAAACCGUGACAACAUGAGGUGUUCGGUGAACGCUGCCCCGCAGCAGCUGUCUCGGACGGAGCAGGCGGUGGGGAACUUCCUCGGGAGCCUCGGGCGCCCCCACGUGGUCGAGAAACCUGUGCACAACGGUCCUGACGGAAGCACACACGUCUGUGGCUCCCAGAUCGUCAGAAAGCUGAUCACGGACCCCUCCUUCAAGCCCUGCCAGAUGAAGACCCACUUCCUGCUGCCCUUCCCCGUGAAUUACGUGGGCGAGUGCAUCAGAACCGUCCCCUACACGGAUCCGGAUCAUGCCAGUCUUAAGAUCCUUGCGCGCCUGAUGACGGCAAAGUUCCUGCACACGGAGAUUCGAGAGAAAGGGGGCGCCUACGGCGGGGGCGCCAAGCUCAGCCACAGCGGGGUCUUCACGCUCUACUCCUACAGGGAUCCGAAUUCCGUGGAAACGCUCCAGGCCUUCGGGAAGGCUGUGGACUGGGCUAAAUCCGGGAAGUUCACGCAGCAGGACAUUGACGAAGCCAAGCUGUCUGUCUUCGCCAGUGUGGACGCUCCUGUCGCACCCUCAGACAAAGGAAUGGACCACUUCCUGUACGGCCUGUCGGACGAGAGGAAGCAGGCGCACAGGGAGCGGCUCUUUGCGGUCAGCCACGACAGCCUGGUCGCCGUGAGCCACGCGUACCUCGGCACCGCGAGGAGCACGCACGGGUGGGCCAUCCUCGGACCGGAGAACGCGAAGAUUGCUGAGGACCCGUCGUGGAUCACACGAUAGCUCCCCGCGGUGUCCCCGCCUGCGCAAGGGAGCUCGGCGGCACCUACGGCGGUUCUUGAACCUUAAGUCUCUGGACUACAUUUAAUUUGAAAGGUCAGAAAGGUUACUGCUUUUCCCAAAAAUCCUAAUGUCAUCCUUGAAGUUUUGCCAAAGGUUUUAUUAAGUGGCAAGUCAGACAAAACCUCUUCUGUCUUAAAGGAGGAAAUACAGUGACCAUGAAGUAACUGAAACAAUCAUGUAUUAAAUGUGCAAAGAUGCACAAAUUAGAAUUUUAAAACUUUCUAGUGACAUAAAUGCCUAUUUUA